Rotaria socialis is the source of this 1053-nucleotide messenger RNA. The record is from the annotation of a GenBank genome assembly. Lineage: Eukaryota; Metazoa; Rotifera; Eurotatoria; Philodinida; Philodinidae.
AUGUUUCAAUGGUCGAUUAUUUCGUUUUUAGUUAUUUUAAUAAAAUCAUUUGAAGUUAAUACAAUAGAUAAUCUAUGUAAUUAUAUAGUUAGUAAAUCAGAUAGUAGUUUUAAUAUAUGUCUUAGUGAUCAAUGUAAUAAAUAUAUGGAUCCAUAUGAAAUUAUGGUUAAACCAAAUAAUUGUAAAACAGAAUUACUUUAUUUAUCAUUUUCAUCAUAUAAAAAUUUUAGUUUAUUUGUAAACCGAAUUCAGUGGAAAUUAGGUGAUUUAUUUCCAUCAAAAUUAAAUAAUCAAAUUCGUUUAUUAAGAAUAUUUAUUAAUUAUAUAGAUAAUGAUGAUCAACCAACUGAUCAUAAUGAAUUGAUUCGUUUAGGUGUUUAUAUUGAUUUAUAUGAACUAUUUAUUAAAAAUAUGACAAAUAAUAAUAAACUUCAUGGAUUUAUACAUUAUGAUCAAAAUUAUCCUCAAUGGUUUAUUGUCAAAGUUGAAUUUAUUUGUAAUUCCUUAAUGGUAUAUCAAGAAAAUCGAUGUUCAAUUAAAAUUCUUCCUCCAUCACCAUUUGCCCCUCAACGUCCUUUAUUUACAAAAGAAAAAGAAAAUCUUCUAUCAACUAAUUUUGAAUAUUCUUCAUUGAUAUCUUCUACUAAUCAAAAAUUCUAUAGAAAUAAUCAUGAAUUCACGAAUUUAUUAUUAGCUAUAUUAAUACCAAUAUUAAUAGCAUUGUUUUUAUUGAUUGGUUUAAUAUUAAUUUAUGAAAAAAUUCUUAUUAAACAAUGUUCAAAUAUGGAUUUAACAAAACCCAGUACACCUUCAUGUUCAUCGAUUCCCAGUUUAUCAAAUGAUGUUCAAAUGAAUAAUAGUUCAAUUAUUGCAGAGAAUGUUCAUCAUAUGGAUCAAACGCAAAACCCUAUAAAAUCUCUCGGUUACCAUCACCACACAAAGAAUCAAUUUACAAAUAAACGCAAUGAUAUUUAUGAAAGAAUUAGUUUAGAUAAUCAUUCUUUAUUUGGACAACAACAUUUUACGCCAAUAUCAUCUUCAUUUCGUUUUUAG